CAUAUUUCUUAUUAAUUUCGUGAUUCAGGCCUAAACAUGGCAGGCACUCAAAUUCUUGUGAACGAGCUUGUCACCAAGCUUAGAAAACGGAAGGUCGAGGGUUCACAGGCAACUGCUCUUCUGACAGCGGAGUUGCUUCGGUCAGUCAUAUCCCAGCUGAAGGUGCCACAAACCAACCAGGCUGAAACUCUCAUUGAAGCUGUACAAAGUGUGGGAGAGCAGCUCGUUGCUGCCAGUCCUGUUGAGCUUGCUGUUGGGAACAUUGUAAAGCGUGUUUUGCACGUAAUUAGAGAGGAGGAUUUUUCAGUUGCGACAAAUGCUCUUAGAGGACUGGUAUCAUCUGCUGGCGGUGAUAACAGGGAUACUGCUGAACAUAAAGAUUUCCGAGCUCAAAAUGUGGCUGCUGUUGCUGCAGGACCUCCAUCGCGCCCCCCUUCAUUGCAUUCCCUUCUUGACCGCACACCUGAUUCGGCAAUAGCUCACCACUCUUCCUAUAUUGGAGAUUCUUUCGAAGGAAAAGGAAAAUCAGCCGAUAGAAACACAGAGAUCUGGAAAUUGAAGCAUGAUGUGAUACGGGCAGUUAAUGAACUCAUCGAAGAUAUAAACAGUUGCCACGAACAGAUUGCAGAACAUGCAGUGGAGCUUAUUCAUCAAAAUGAGAUUAUUUUAACUUUUGGUCGUUCAAGAACUGUGAGGGAAUUCCUAUGUGCUGCAAAAGAGAAAAGAUCAUUUCGGGUUUUUGUUGCUGAAGGAGCUCCAAAGUAUCAGGGGCAUGCCCUUGCUAAAGACCUCGUAGCAAGAGGCUUACAGACUACACUGAUUACUGAUUCUGCAGUUUUUGCAAUGAUUUCUCGAGUGAACAUGGUUGUAGUUGGAGUUCAUGCCGUGAUGGCUAAUGGUGGCGUCUUAGGUCCUGUUGGGUUGAACAUGGUUGCACUUGCUGCCAGGAAGCAUGCUGUUCCAUUUGUUGUGGUUGCUGGUACUCAUAAGUUGUGUCCGUUACAUCCACAAAAUCCACAAGUCCUGCUAAAUGAAAUGAGAUGUCCACCAGAACUCUUGCAAUACGGGGAAUUCUCAGAUUGCAUGGACUUCAGCAUUGGUAGCGGCACUCCUCUACUUAAUGUUGUCAAUCCUGCAUUUGAUUAUGUGCCACCAGAGCUUGUCAGUCUUUUCAUUACCGACAUAGGAGGAUAUAACCCGUCAUUCAUGCACCGGCUCAUUGCUGAUUAUUACUCUGCUGACGAUGUGAAUCUGCCAAAGAAAACCACUUCUUGAAAAGGCAUGGCUGAGAUCUUGAUGGAGACUUUUAGUGGACUGUGAAAACUGAAAUGAUAGCUUAAUCAGGAUUCUUCACCCGAAGAAAAAAAUAGCAUUCAAAAUGUAGGUUUUUUUCUUCGUUUUUUUUCCCUUAUCUUGUGGCUCUUGAUGACGAUGCUAAUUGCUUGACAAAAAGGAACCUGAAUAGAUUUCUUUCCAUUUGGCAAAAUAUGUGCCAACAGAUUUAAAAUAUAGCAAUACAGUAUUGCUGUAGGAAAGUUUUCGGUAGAGAAGUGACUACCUGCAAAACCAAAGUUUCAAACUCUAAAAAAGUGAGAUCUAUCGGCUGAGAACAGUGCUUUAUAAUUAA
Molecule: messenger RNA, 1627 nt
Organism: Populus nigra (black poplar)
Lineage: Eukaryota; Viridiplantae; Streptophyta; Magnoliopsida; Malpighiales; Salicaceae
Exons: 10
Coding region: 37-1275 (412 amino acids)
Biological process (GO): translational initiation
Cellular component (GO): eukaryotic translation initiation factor 2B complex
Molecular function (GO): translation initiation factor activity; guanyl-nucleotide exchange factor activity
Source: RefSeq, a predicted model, not a curated record